AUGGCUUACCGUUCGCCCGCCUCAAUCCCCAUCCCGUCGAACGGCGCCGCCGCUGCGUCCAGUCCCGUAGUCGAAACCCGCACCUUGCUGACGUUCCCGACCGAAGGCCUCCCGUCGCCGCGCAUCGUAUCCCAAGCCAACCUCCGCGCUUUCCCGGUGCGCUACCCCGCCGGCUCGCCUCCCGCACAAACCCAAAUCAACCGCUGGCUAUGCUGCCGCUGCGCGGAGGAGGGUUACACCGACCCCGUCGGCAUGGUCCACUAUCCCUCUUCUUCUUCUUCUUCCUCCUCCCACGCCGGCAGCAAUAACAACAACAGCAGCAGCUUCGGCAAUAGCAACAGCAACAGCAACGAAGAGGACCUCAGCGGCAGCGGCAGCGGCGGCAGUGGCAGCGGCGUGUGCUGGCGCCCGACCUGCCGUCACCGGAAGUGCGUCAACUGCGCGCUGUUCGCGGGCCCGCUGGGCCGCGACCGCGAAGCGAAGCUGCUGAUCCGCACCGUCGGCGGCCUGGCCGCGUCGCCGCGCUUCCUCGACCCCGUCCACUGGGAGUGCGCCGGCUGCGGCGAGUGGGCCCGCAACCGCUUCGACUCGCGCUGCCUGCUCGGCGUCACCGCGUGCGCCAACCGCGCCUGCGUGCUUGGCUGGCGCGCUGGGCAGGCGCAGCUUCUUCUCGGGCUGGCGGGUGCGCAGGGGGCGGGGAGUGGGAUGGGCAGUGGCGGCGGCGGUGGUGGUGGUGGUGGUGGAAGCGGUGGCGGAGGCGCGGGCGUGCUGAGUGCUGACAGCGUGGUGAUGAAUAGGUAUGGGCAGAGGCUCGGCACGGCGGACCAGCGGGUGGCGCUGGCGGACGGCCCGUGGGAUUGGCAGCGGAGAGCGCUGGGUGAUCCGAGAUGUGCGAUCGUUGCUGGUUUGAGGGCGGCUAUGAAACGGUCUGGGAGCAAUAGUGCGAACGGUGCCCAUAGGAGCGCGUGUGAUCUGGGGACGUUGUGGAGGGACGGGGAGCCGGUGCCGCACUAUCCCUAUCGGCGGCCGCCCCCGGUGCAUGAGAAUGAUGUUGAGGAGAACAAUGAAUAUGAAGGUUCGUAUCUGGCGGGGAUGCCGACGGAACCGCGGGACAAAGGGAAGAGGCUCGAGCAGCAUUACACUACGCCCAGUCCAGUGGUCGUGGAUCCCAUAGCCCUCAACCCGGCCGGGCUUGGAUUCCCUUCGGGAUGGAAUCACUUGUAG
Thermothielavioides terrestris NRRL 8126 is the source of this 1224-nucleotide messenger RNA. RefSeq lists its product as uncharacterized. The transcript has a single exon. Bases 1 to 1224 code for a protein of 407 amino acids. Lineage: Eukaryota; Fungi; Ascomycota; Sordariomycetes; Sordariales; Chaetomiaceae. The record is from RefSeq and is a predicted model, not a curated record.